CUAUCUUGCAAUUCCUUUCUUGGUUUGGAGCCCAGAAGGGGCUGACCCCAGAAGCGGCUGGUCUGGCACAGCCCCUGCAGUUCCUGCGGGACACGAGAGACGGCGACACAGAGCAGCACGGCCGGGCCGCAGAGCGCCAGCUCGCCCCAGAGCAGCCACCAGGGGCGGGGGCCGCGGGCCGGGCUCUGACGUCGGGGGCGGGGCCGGCGGCCGUGACGCGCGGAGGCGGGGCCGUGCGUCUUCCAGGCCGGGGCGGCGAUUCAUUCAAAAGGCGCGCAGCUUGCGCGGCCGCCCGGGCGCUCACCGACACGGGCCCGGGCACCGCGUCGACCCAGGAGCCGGGCUGCUGGAGGGGGCGACCAGCCCCGUCCGGGAACACACGUGGGAACACAGCGGCCGCCUCUUCCGUCUCCACCUGCUGGGGCCUGAGGAUGAAGCUGAGCCCGCCGCCCUGGCCCCUGUCCUGUCUGCUCGUGCUGCUGCCCUGGCCUCUGGCCACUACCACACCGACAGCCCCUCAGCAGUGCCCACCUGGGCAGGAGCCCAACCUGGAACCAGGGCAGGGCACAUUAUGUAGGUCCUGCCCCCCAGGCACCUUCUCGGCUUCCUGGGGCUCUCACCCUUGCCAGCCGCACUCACACUGCAGCCCUCGAGGGAGGCUAGAGGCCCAGGUGGGCACAGCAACACAAGACGCACUAUGUGGAGACUGCCAGCCUGGGUGGUUUUCCCCUGCAGAGGGCCCCGGUGUUCCCUGCCGGCCAUGCUCCCGGACCCCUCUGGGUGGCCGCAGCUGUUUCGAACGGGGGCGACGGGCCCGACGUGGCGUGGAGGGGGCCGCAGGGGCCGGCGGUGCAGGGGAGAUGCGGCAGCCUGGGAACAGCACGCGGGCGGGCAGCCCCGAGGAGACGGCUGCCCAGUACGCAGUGAUCGCCAUCGUGCCCAUCUUCUGUCUCAUGGGGCUGCUGGGCAUCCUGGUGUGCAACCUGCUCAAGCGGAAAGGCUACCACUGCACGGCCCAGAAGGAGGUCGGGCCUGGCCCCGGAGGCGGAGGCAGCGGGACCAACCCUGCCUGCCGGCCUGAGGAUGCCAGUGAGGACACCAUUGGGGUUUUGGUGCGCCUGAUCACAGAGAAGAAAGAGAAUGCUGCGGCGCUGGAGGAGCUGCUGAAGGAGUACCACAGCCGACAGCUGGUGCAGACCAGCCACCAGCCUCUGCCCAGGCUGCCGCCGGGCCCACCCAGCAUGCCGCACGUCUGCCCGCAUCGCCAGCACCUCCACACCGUGCAGGGCCUGGCCUCGCUCUCGGGCCCCUGCUGCUCCCGUUGUAGCCAGAAGAAGUGGCCCGAGGUGCUGCUGUCCCCUGAGGCCGCAGCUGCCACCACUCCUGCUCCCAGACUCCUGCCCAACCCAGCCAGGACCCCCAAGGCCGGGGCCAAGGCUGGACGCCAGGGCGAGAUCACCAUCUUGUCUGUGGGCAGGUUCCGUGUGGCCCGAAUUCCCGAGCAGCGCGUGAGUUCGGUGGGCUCCGAGGUGAAGACCAUCACGGAGGCUGGGCCCUCAGGGGGUGAGCUCCCCAACUCCCCACGACCUGGCCUCCCCAGUGAGCAGCGGGCACUUCUAGGAAGUGGUGGAAGCCAUGCUAAGUGGCCGAAGCCCCCAGCAGAGAACAAGGCUGAGGAGAACCGCUAUGUGGUCCGGCUAAGUGAGAGCAACCUGGUCAUCUGAGGGGCUGUCCCGUCUGAGGACCCUGCAGCCCUGCCCUGGGUGGUUCCGAGGGCUUCCUGGAGGAGGGGGAGCUGCAGCUGGGCCCAUAAGGAUCCAGAAACGCCAGCAGACAAAACCGCCAAGGCCUGGAGGUGGGAGUGUCCACCCCGGUGAGGAGACAGGAGGCCGGCCGUCAGGUGCUGUGUGCAGGAGCAGGUGGAGGCCCCCUCCCGUCCCUGCCACCCAUUUCCCUCCUGCAGGUCCCUGAGCCUGUGCCCUCCUGCCCUGACCUCUGCUCCACCGGGCAGCUAGGCCUUGUGGUGGGGAAGGGCCCUCUGCCUGGCACCCCUGGCCCCCCCCUUGCCCCUGUAGGGGGGACCACUCCCUCCUUUUCUGACAGGUCCUAUAAAGGACCUGGGCUGGGAGCUGAGUUCUGGGCUCUCGUCUAGGGCAAGCCCCUGGCCAUUAUUGGGUCCCAGUUCUUUCGGCUGUGAAGUGGGAGUAGCAGCGUCGCGGCGCACAGGGCCUUCCCGCCUCGCAGGCUCUGGGCUGGGUCGUGGGGGUGGAGAGCUCGACUCCACACUGCCCCUCCCACUAGUAGCUUUAUCUGACCCCAUUUUUGCUGCUUCAGGCCCUCCGCCUUCAAGUCUCCCCCAGGGCUGCCUGAAUGUGGCUCUGCAUACAUAAGGGGCCUAAUGCAUGUGCCUGCCUCUGCCCCUGCUGUUUUUAUUGAAACUGAAGAAACAGACUUGACCUGGGCAGGACUGUGGUGCAGAGCCCCAGCCACUCCCAAGAUCUCAGGCGCUUCGGAGGGAAGUGGUGUGUGCGACGGGGCUGGGAAGGGGCCUCUGGCCUCGGUGGUUUGUGUCCCUGCAGUGUUGGUGUCUGUCCCCUGGCCUGGGCAGUGCGGGCGACUGCCCCACCUCCGUCUCCACACUGGCUCAGCAGUCUUGUUAUUUAUGUGGGGCUGUGCAGGCACGGGCCCACGGCAGUCCCCGUUUCUCUUAUUUAUUGAAACUUGGCUGUUGUCCAUCCUUGUGUCUCCAUACCCAUCCAUUGUUGAAUAAUAAAAAUGUGGGAAAGUA
Messenger RNA from Bubalus bubalis (water buffalo), 2788 nucleotides. It is a transcript of the gene RELT, whose product is annotated as RELT TNF receptor. Gene Ontology annotation, biological process: apoptotic process; amelogenesis. Lineage: Eukaryota; Metazoa; Chordata; Mammalia; Artiodactyla; Bovidae. Bases 432 to 1724 code for a protein of 430 amino acids. Gene Ontology annotation, molecular function: protein binding. The transcript has 11 exons. The record is from RefSeq and is a predicted model, not a curated record.